AUGAAGAAAUCUCUUCUGCGCAUCCCUUAUACUGCUGAGUUCGCUCCGCCUCCUGUGAUCCCGGCCUCGGCGAACACCCUCCAGGGGGCCGUCACCGCGCUGGGCGAGUUCCUCACAUCUCCUGUCCCGCGGCAAAGGGGAUUUUCUGACCACACUGUCGUCCUAUCGGGCGCCGGUCUAUCUGUGGCAUCUGGACUGGCAGACUAUCGGGGAACAAACGGGACUUACCGUUUGAAUAAGACAUAUCGCCCCAUCUACUAUCAUGAGUUCCUAAGUUCACAUGAGGCCAGGAAACGGUACUGGGCCCGUUCAUUCCUGGGCUGGACCACUCUGAAUAAGGCACAACCAAAUGCAGGUCACUACGCUGUUAGAGAUCUCGGCCGCCACGGCAAUGUGCGAAACGUCAUAACUCAAAACGUGGAUUCAUUCCAUCCCAAGGCUCACCCAAAUAUUCCAACCUUGGAGCUUCACGGCUAUCUAAGGUCACUAGUGUGUACGUCCUGCCACAACGAGUUCCCGCGAGAUGUCUUCCAGGAAGAUCUGGCCCGGCUGAACCCGGCCUGGGCUGCUUUCCUACAAGAGGCUCUCGCCUCGGGCGCGCUGGACACAGAGAACCCGGACGAGAGGAGGGCCCGCGGGAUGCGCACGAACCCGGACGGAGAUGUGGACCUCCCGGACGCGCCCUACAACACCUUCCGCUACCCGGCCUGCCAGCACUGUCUAAGCACUCCGCCGCCUGCGCCCGAUGGCACUCGGCACAAGGUUGAGGUUGACCAGGAUGGUGCCUGGGCGUCGCCCAGCACCGCGGGCAUCCUCAAGCCUGCGGUCAUCAUGUUCGGUGAGAGCAUACCAAGCGCUGUAAAAGUGGCGGCGGAGCAGGCUGUGGACGGGUCCGGCAGGAUGCUCGUGUUGGCCACCUCGCUUGCCACGUACUCGGCUUGGAGGCUGGCCAAACGGGCCAAGGACCGGGGGAUGCCCAUUGCUAUCAUAAAUAUGGGCGGGGUGAGAGGAGAGGAGACCUUCGUCACCGACCUGCAUGCCGGCCAGAGCGGAGCUGAGGGAGUGAGGAUAAAUAUGACCACAGAACAAUUACUGCCGGAUUUGGUCAGUGCCUUGCGGCGGUCGUCCCCGGAGGAAUCUGUGCCCAACGAUUCGGCGCCGCUGGAGAACAGGGGCGCCGGCGUGUUCAAAGACAUGCUGUCAUGA
Messenger RNA from Diaporthe amygdali, 1206 nucleotides. RefSeq lists its product as uncharacterized. The record is from RefSeq and is a predicted model, not a curated record. The transcript has a single exon. Lineage: Eukaryota; Fungi; Ascomycota; Sordariomycetes; Diaporthales; Diaporthaceae. Bases 1 to 1206 code for a protein of 401 amino acids. Gene Ontology annotation, molecular function: NAD+ binding.